AUGGAAGAGAGUCCUGAUACGAAUUUCUCGAAAAACGUGGAAGAGAGUCCUGAAUCGAAUUCUUUGGAAAACAUGGAAGAAAGUUCUGAUUCGAAUUUCGCGAAAAACAAGAAAGAAAUUACUGAUUUCUCGAAAUACUUGAAUUCCUGGUAUAGCAAAGCGUGUGUCGAAUAUGUUGAUUUGGCCGGUGAUUUUGGUGGGAGCGGACUAUUCAUAGUCGAAGGCGACAGUUUGAUCUUUAAUUUUCUUCAUGAUCCCGAUACACAUCUUCUCGACUUCGGCGAAACAUUUGGAGGGGGGCAGUUCCUGGCUUUAACAUUUUUAGUUGAGAAGUUCAUUGAUGAACUCAAACAGCGUGGAUGUAGAUUUCACAUUGUCGUUUUUGACGCACACAAAGCGAUCUGGAAUGAUGAUCCAAAAUUACGGGUUGCCAGAGAAAUAGUGCUAUCGCACUUGAAAUCAUAUCAACACGUCACAAAGGUUCCGAUAUAUGAAUUUGACAACUGGUGGGGGUCAGAGUUUGCCGAAUAUAUCGAAGAGAGAUUGCCUCUUUUCAUCCUAUUGGGUGAUGGAACCACCAAGGAUUUGGAAAUGAAUUCCGUUGACGUUGAUUCUUCAAAGGCUUCUAUAAUUUGGAGAGGAUUAAUCUAUCACACUCUACAUAAUGAUUUGUCUGCCGCUUUGAUUCCGGGAAUGGAAUUUAGAGAUUCUCGUGCUAAGGCCUUUGUGUUUGGUCGGGAUGGUAAUGUGACAUUUGAAAGCUUUGCUGCGGUAACGGAAAUAGUGUCACUAUGCAAAAAUAUAUUGGAGGAAAAUAAAUUGUCGAGAAGUGUUGCCGAUUUUGUUCUUUCAGAUGAUAAAAAUUUGCUAAAUUCAAAUGAAAAUCAAAGUAUAUGGAAGAAAGGAGGAAAGCGAGUUGCUCUUGUAUUUAUUUCUUUAAUCGGUAUCUUGAGAAAUAAAUCUUCACCGGAAUAUUGGUCUCUGGCGAGAUUAUUCCUACUCCAUGUUUAUCUACUUGACAAUAUUGCCUUGAAAUCUAGGACUUUACCCCAAUUGUCAGAAGAAACCGAAAAUUCAGCAAUCAAAUUCAUGGAUCAUUUUUUUGUUUAUUGUUCUCACACGCUGAUCAACGGUGUUCUCAAUGAGGCACUAAGAAAUUUCGAGGAUCUGAAUCAUAACCUGGCAGAUCUUUUGGAUGCACGAAUCUUUGCUUCCUUGGUGAAAUUUCAGAAAGAUGGCGACUUAAGCUUCGACAAAUUACCAAAAGAUUUUAAACAAGAUUUUGAUGCUGCGUGGAAUCUGUUGAAAAGUCUUUUUCAUGACGAUGAAAUUGUCGAUAGCAUAUCUAGAUAUUCGAAAAAACUUCCUAAACUCGAAUUUGCAACUUAUAAAUUAUAUGAUAUAAAGUUAUCACUGCUUCCUAUCGACUUUAAAUUGUUUUCUGAUUACCUUCAUGACGUGGAGUUGGGAUAUGUCGAUGAGGAUGAGAUCGAGGUUGACACCGAAGCUUACGGUCUGUCGGGAAGUAUUCCGUUUGAAGAUUUUACAAUUUGGCUUUCUUCGGAAUCGAAUGAAAGUUCGGGACUUAGGGAAUAUCAAAAAUACGUCAGAUUCAUGGAAAGAUAUGCGAGGUCAUUGGAUGGCACGCAGGGAUUUUACACCCUAUCCAUUUCCACCGAAAAGAAACAAGCGGAAGCCGCGGUUGAAAAAAGUUCAAGCUCGAAAAAGUUGUUGGAACGGAUAGAAAAGGAGAAAUUAGAAAAAUCGCUAAAAGAAUCAGAACAAUACCUUGAAAGGGCCAUCGCUGAGGUUUCGAAAAUUGAAGACAUUAUGCAUAAAUUGGAAUACCUUAAGACCAAAAUUUCCAAAGAAGAUAAAUUAAAACAUCCGGCAUCGAUUAUUCGCGCACAAUUUUACAAAUCACAUGUACCAAUCCUUGCAUUGUCUGCGACUGUUGGUAAUCCGGACGAAUUUAAGAAUUGGAUUGAAUCGGUACAAAAAAAUAGAGGAUAUAAGACGAGGAUCAUCAAGACCACCAAACGUUAUUCUGAUUUGGCGUACUUUUCAUAUAUCCCAAAAUAUCCGUUGAAGGAAUUCAACACGCUAAAUCCAAAAGAGUGUGAAGACACUUUGUUUUCCAUUCAUCCAUUCUCAACGGUGUCUCCAAUUCUUGUUGCUGAGAAUGGAAUUCCACCGGACAUAAAGAUGGUGCCAAGGCAAUGUGUGGAAUUCUGGGAUGUGAUGAACAAAGUCUCGAAUGGAGAUCCGGACAUUCAGCCUCUGGAUCCGGACAAGUAUUUUAAAGAUAUUGGUUACAUCGUGAAGGAUGAUGUAGAUCAAUAUGAAGAUGAUCUAAAGAGAGUAUUUGAAUCUUGGGCGAGGGAUUCGACUAAAUCAGCUCAUGUUAGAGAGAUCAUUUCGAGUCUUGACAACUUUAAAGAUCGAUUCGCGGAGUUGGAGAAUAAAGCUAAAGAAGAUGAAUUGGAUGUAUACGACAAUAACUUCUUGAAACACUCGAUCGCUCCUUUAUUGACCGAGCAAGUUUUUCUUUCCUUUUUUCUUUUUGUUUGUUGUAACUCCCUUGCCAUGCACCUGGAACAACAAUUAAGAGAAGCAGAAAAGUUGAAGCGUGAGAAUGACCCGGUUUAUCAGGCAAAAAAGAAAAAUGCAAUUUCACAGAAGGAAUAUCAAGAAAAGAUGAAAAAACGUACUCGUGACCGCGAUCCUAAGAAAAAAAGUAAGGCUGAUGACGAUGAUGAUGCCGAAGAUAUAGAAGAACCCCCUCCCACCAUUUUUGACUGGGAAGCACAUGACCCGGAUUUUACUUUCGUGAGUCCAAGGCAUCGUAUGCCGGAACUGGAAUACGAAGAGCUAAAGAACACUUUUCGAUAUAAAAUGACCGGCGAAUUAUCUGGAAUUUUGGAUGCUCUAGAUAGAGGUAGAAUCUUAUAG
This is a messenger RNA of Acaulospora colombiana, 2952 nucleotides long. The record is from the annotation of a GenBank genome assembly. NCBI's taxonomy places the organism in Eukaryota, Fungi, Glomeromycota, Glomeromycetes, Diversisporales, Acaulosporaceae.